Messenger RNA from Trichoderma gamsii, 2283 nucleotides. Its product is annotated as beta-glucosidase. The transcript is spliced from 6 exons. Gene Ontology annotation, molecular function: beta-glucosidase activity. Gene Ontology annotation, biological process: glucan catabolic process. Lineage: Eukaryota; Fungi; Ascomycota; Sordariomycetes; Hypocreales; Hypocreaceae. The coding region runs from base 1 to 2283 and encodes 760 amino acids. The record is from RefSeq and is a predicted model, not a curated record.
AUGCUGGCGGCGGCCAGCCAGGCCACCUCAAGCCAGCCGUUGUACAAGAACCCUCACGCUUCUAUCGAUGAUAGAGUGUCUGACCUGCUGAAACGCAUGUCCGUACAGGAAAAAAUGGCCCAAUUGAUUCAGGGCGACAUGUCCAACUACCUCGACCUCACGUAUGGUACAUUCAACAAAUCGGGUCUUGUGUGGAACAUGGAGUACCGAGCCAACUCGGUCUGGACGGGCUACUAUACCAACAUGACGACGGUCAAGAAGGCUGCUCAGUUGGCGCAAGAGUACUUGCUCAAGGAAACUGAAUUGGGCAUUCCGACGUUUGUUCAGAGCGAAGGUCUCCACGGAUUCUUGGGCCUGAAUGCCACGAUUUUCAACUCUCCCAUUGGCAUAGGAUGCUCGUUCAAUCCCAGCCUGGUAGAGACAAUGGCAAACGCCAUUGCAACGGAAAGUCUAGCCCUUGGAGUUAACCAGCUUUUCGCACCGCUGGCUGAUCUUGCACGAGAAUUGAGAUACGGCCGCGUAGAAGAAUGUUUUAGCGAGGAUUCGUACUUGGCGGGAGAAAUGGCUUACAGCUUUGCCAAGGGACUCCAAGAAAAAGGUGUCUCGGCGACUGUCAAGCAUUUUGCUGCUUUUGCUUCACCCGAGCAGGGAAUCAAUACUUCCCCAGUGCACGGAGGCGAACGCGAACUACGCUCACUCUAUCUUCCGUCGUUUAAGAGAGCCAUCAUUGACAGCGGUGCUACCUCAAUCAUGUCGUCCUAUAAUUCCUACGAUGGCGUCCCCAUGGUUGCAAACUCGGCGGUGCUUACCGAUAUCCUUCGCGGUGAAUGGGGCUAUGAGUAUUUCGUAACGUCUGAUGCGGGUGGCACUGCUCGCCUUUCUAAUGCCUUUUAUGUCUGCGGAGCCCAAGACAACGAUUGCAUUACUCUUGAGGCUCUGCCUGCUGGCAACGAUGUCGAAAUGGGUGGUGGAUAUUACAGCUACCAGUCAAUCCCAGCCCUUGUUGAAUCAGGCAAGCUGAGCGAAAGUGUCUUGGAUACCGCUGUAUCCCGCGUGCUUCGGGCAAAGUUCAAACUGGGCCUUUUUGAGAAGCCCUAUACUGGCGUUGCUGACGACGACAUCUUCAAGUAUAUCAACACUCCGGCGCACAAGAAGAUUGCUCGCCAGCUUGAUUCAGAGAGCAUUGUGCUUCUUGAAAAUCACGAAAACGUUCUGCCCCUGAAGAAGAACGCUAAUAUUGCGGUUAUUGGUCCCAUGGCUCACGGCUAUGUUAAUUACGGAGAUUAUGUGAUUCACACAGCAAUGACCCGAGGCGUUACCCCCCUUGAUGGUAUCAAAUCUGUCAGCACCGGCAAGGUUACCUAUGCCCAAGGCUGCGAGCGCUGGUCCAACGAUGAAUCUGGCUUCGACGAAGCUAUUGCCGCCGCCAAAGACUCGGACGUUGCUGUCGUCGUCGUUGGGACAUGGUCGCGGGACCAAAACGAGCUCUGGUCAGGCUAUAACGCAACUACUGGCGAGCACAUUGAUAUCAGCGACUUCCACCUCGUUGGUGCCAUGCCUCGCUUGGUCAAAGCCAUCAUCGAGACUGGAAAGCCCACCGUCGUUGUCUACAGCUCCGGAAAGCCCAUCACCGAGCCGUGGAUCUCAGAGGAAGCAUCUGCUCUUGUACAGCAGUUUUACCAGUCCGAGCAGGGUGGAUAUGCUCUCGCAGAUGUUUUGUAUGGCAACGUCAACCCUUCAGGCAAGCUCUCCGUGAGCUUCCCCUACGAUGUUGGAACUCUUCCCAUCUACUACGACUACCAAAACUCCGCCAGAGGCUCCCCCAAUCCCGGCCACAUCUAUGAAAAUGGAACCCUUGUCUUUGGCAGCACUUACGUAUUCGAGAACCCCACCGCGCUCUAUGAAUUCGGAUACGGCCUGUCAUACAGCCAGUUCGAAUUCUCCGACAUUUCAGUUUCCAAAUCUCAAGUGUCCGCUUCCGAUACUGUGACCGUUUCUGUGAAAGUGACAAACAAGUCACAACGUGAUGGAGCAGAGGUGGUGCAGCUUUACGUCAAGGACAUGAUUGCUUCGGUAGAUGUGCCACGAUACCGGCUCAAGGGCUUCCAGAAGGUCACUGUAAAGGCCGGAAAGUCAACGACGGUCAAGAUUGACCUCUCAGUUGAGGAUUGGGGGCUGUGGAACCGCCAAAUGAAAUAUGUGGUUGAGCCUGGGGAUUUUACUGUUCUCGUAGGCAACUCUAGUGAGAAUUUCUUUGGAAACGUCACAGUGACUGUUUCAUAG